AUGAACUUUAUUAACCAUCUCCCCGUCACUGCAACCGAGGGUAUCAUCGACGAUAUCAAAAUACAAUGGACUAUCAAUGGCACCAUGAAUUUACCGGGCAAUGCUGGAUAUUACAAGACAGAUCUGGCCGAGAUGAAACGCGCGACAGAAUACUUAGCACAUUCCUGCGUCAAACGAUUAGGGAAGACCAGAGUUCGAAUAGUUGGAUCUUUCCACAAAACAACUACCAGCAGAACAACCCAUGAGUAG
Molecule: messenger RNA, 249 nt
Organism: Penicillium griseofulvum
Lineage: Eukaryota; Fungi; Ascomycota; Eurotiomycetes; Eurotiales; Aspergillaceae
Exons: 2
Coding region: 1-249 (82 amino acids)
Source: RefSeq, a predicted model, not a curated record